Molecule: messenger RNA, 6566 nt
Organism: Dermacentor silvarum
Lineage: Eukaryota; Metazoa; Arthropoda; Arachnida; Ixodida; Ixodidae
Product: protein O-mannosyl-transferase TMTC4
Exons: 15
Coding region: 183-2417 (744 amino acids)
Biological process (GO): protein O-linked glycosylation via mannose; endoplasmic reticulum unfolded protein response
Cellular component (GO): endoplasmic reticulum
Molecular function (GO): mannosyltransferase activity; protein binding
Source: RefSeq, a predicted model, not a curated record
CGUGCCCCUUGUAGGGCCAGUACGGCUUCCGUGAUGGGCCGCCGUUAAGUAAACAGAUGGUUGUGCUCGCGGCGUGACCCAGACGCUUUGAAAUAAUCGCCUAGGUUUGUCAUCGUAGUUGUACAAUGGACUCGGCCUCCAGGGUCUCAUCAUGACCAAUGUGAACUGCUGGCAGCAAAGCCAUGGCCACCAUGUUCGACCACAAUCGAAACUCGACGGGACUCAAGUUUCCCAAGAAAGAAUGGACCAGAGAGAUCGAUCGCAGCUGGGACCAAGCACUACCGGUACCCAAGUGGGCCAUAUGCUCAGGACCCUGGCUAGUGGCAGGAGCUUCGUUGGCUUGUUUUGGCCACAGCUUAGCUGGUGACUUUGUAUUUGACGACACAGAAGCAGUGGUGCAUAAUGUGGACGUACAGCCAGAAAUUCCACUGCGUCGCAUAUUUCAAGAUGACUUCUGGGGCACCGAGUUGCAGUCCGAGUCAAGCCAUAAGUCAUACAGGCCCCUUACAACGCUAACUUUCAAGCUCAACUGCAUGUUGGCUGGAGGCCUUGUAGCCAGCCACUUUCAUGCUGUCAACGUGGUCCUCCAUGCACUCGUGUCACUCCUCUCGCUGCGUCUCUUCAGGGUACUUCUUCAGGGGGCACCGCGUGCCUCCCUCCUCUGUGCCCUACUGUUUGCUGUGCAUCCAGUUCAUACAGAAAGUGUGGCAGCUGUGGUGGGCAGGGCAGACCUGCUGUGUGCUGUGUUCUUCAUCCUCUCCUUCCUGUCUUUCAUUCGCUCCUGCUCGUCAGAGAAUGCCUGGUCAUCGUGUGUCUGGCUCAUGACAUCUGCAUCUUUGAGCGUUGUGUCCAUGCUUUGCAAGGAACCUGGCAUUACAGUCAUAGGGUUGUGCUUAAUAUACGACACAGUUAUCAUCUGUAACAUUGAUCUUCACUACAUCAUCACCCAAAGAAGUGGCAUGGUUCAACUUAAGAAGCAACUUUUCCCAGCAGCUCUGCGGCAAGGCACCCUCGCUACGGUGGCUUGUGCAGCACUGGCUAUACGCUGGAAGGUCAUGGGUUCGUCUUCACCGGUGUUCCAAAGGAUUGACAACCCGGCAUCCUUUGAGGAGAACUUCUUUGUGAGGGUGGCAAACUACAACCACGUGUAUGCCCUUAACGCCUGGCUGUUGCUGUGUCCACAAUGGCUGUGCUUUGACUGGUCCAUGGGCUGCUUGUCCCUCAUCCGUUCCAUCACAGAUGUUCGCAUUGUCAGCGUUGUUGCCUUCUGGCUCUCCCUUUCUGUGCUUAUCAGCCGAAUGGUGCUGGCAGCAGAUGCCCAGCUGCGAAGAUUGCUGUGCAUAGCGCUGUCUCUGUUGGCGGUGCCAUUUCUGCCCGCUUCGAACCUCUUCUUUCGUGUGGGCUUUGUUGUGGCCGAGCGAGUGCUCUACCUUCCCAGCCUGGGCUUCUGCUUGCUGGUCGUUCUUGGAAUGGCACGCCUCGCUGCCGCUUUGCCCCAACACCGGCAGGUGUUGCAGUACUGUCUGAUAGUGCUGCUACUGGUUUUCACUGUUAGAAGCGUACAGAGGUGUCGUGAAUGGACAAAAGAAUCUUCACUGUUCGAGUCUGGUCUCAAAGUAUGUCCAGGAAAUGCGAAGGUGCACUACAACUUUGCGAAGAAUGUGGCUGACAGCGGGAACCGAGAGGGGGCCAUCCGGGCCUACCGGGAGGCGCUGCGCCUGCACCCAGACUAUGACCAGGCAAUGAACAACCUGGCAAACAUCCUCCGGGAUGCGGGUGAACUGGAAGAGGCACAAGCUUUGCUCCAGAGGGCUGUCCAGCUUAGGCCAGAUUUCGCAGCUGCCUGGAUGAACCUAGGCAUUGUUCAGAGCAGUUUAGGCCUGCUGGAUGACGCUGAGCAGAGCUACCGAACUGCCAUAAGCCACAGAACCAAGUAUCCAGACUGCUACUACAAUCUUGGAAACCUGUACCUGGAGCAAAAGCGCUAUGAAGAUGCCUAUCGUGCAUGGCGAAACGCUACUCGGCAGCGACCAACACAUCUCGUCUCAUGGAACAACCUCGUCCUGAUGCUGGACCAACGAGGUCACGCAGCUGAUGCUGAGCGUGCCGCACUCCAGGCUCUGAGGCACCUCCCCCACGAACCUGCCCUUCAUUUCCAACUGGCCAACAUUCUCGGAAAGGCAGGAAAAUACCAGCGCUCCGAGCAGCACUUCCUGGCAGCCAUUCGUCUUAAACUGGACAAUCCCAGCUAUCACACCAACCUUGGUGUGCUCUACCACCGCUGGAAGAAAUACGACCAGGCAGAGGAGUGCUACCGACACGCAUUGAAGCUCAAGCCUGACCUGAAAAGUGCUCGUGACAACCUGAACAUGCUGCUACAGCAAACGAGGCUGCAACCUGUUGAAACAAAACGUUGAUUCAAGCACUGGCGGCCACAGUGGUUUACAAUUGAAUGACCAUGGAUACGCUCAUUGCAUUGUCACAAGCUGUACGUAUUGAUGGUUCAGUUUAGCGAGUGUCACAUUAACCUUUUUCUACAAAUUUAGCCAUACCAAAUGACAAAUUAACGACAAAUUCCCAGUGAUGAUGUCUAUAACCAGUUGUGAACCUUGUCACUAGAUGUAAAGAAUCUCAUAUGAAUGGGCUAGUGCGGAUGUCAGGAAUUUUAUAUCAGGCAAACCGAUAUUAAGCCUCUUGGAAAUCACUUGGAUAGUGCACUAUUUGUCCCUUAAAAAAAGAACAUAAUAAUUUCCAGCUUUUUGUUUCAAAGGUGGUGCAGAAAUAAAGCUAUAGAUCACUGUUUGCUAAGCCAAGUGGAAGAUUGAAAAGAAAGAAAUGACAAUUUAUAUCAGCGUGUUCCUUCCCGAGUGCAGAACCAUUUUGAAAUGCACACCUAGUAUUGCACCGAUUACACAUUCUAAGUUCUUACAACAUAAAUGGUAAUUUCUAUUGCAUGGUCUGCAGCAGGUACACAAAUACUUAAGCGAGCACUCUCAUUUAAUUAGCCAAAUUUAGCAGUGGCAACGAAAAUUGCUCAACACCAAAUCUUGGCAGAGUUGCCAUGUGUUGCUGGUUCCAGAAAUGCUAUUCAGUUUCUGCUGACUUUUUUGUGUGUUGCCACUUCUGCAUUUUGCACUGUGUAAGAUAGCUGAGCUCUUUUACACAGACAGAAAAUGCAGUCAUCAUGCAAAAAUAAAGCAAAAUACGAAAUCACGAUGUUGUACAUCAAGCUAAAGCCAUGCAUACCUGUCUCCUGAGUAGGUGAUAAUUUGAGCUUAUGACUGAGUCCAUGGCCAGGCAGUGAAGAGCAAGAGAGUGCUCUGGGUGCAGAGCAAGUUGAUCUGAAACAACCCAGAGUAAUGGUAGAACCUGCUGCAGAUCAACCAGUGAAAUCUGCUAGUCUUGCUUUCUUGCACCAAAAAUGCACACGACUGUGAAACUGAACAAAUGUGCUUGAAAAAGAAAUGCACAGUGACCUGAGAAACCAGUCUAGUUUCGGCAUUUGAAACGAUGCAUUUUACUUAGAGAGAUCACAGUGGAAUUUUUGUACCAUUAUGUUGAAUCCAGUGCAAAAGAGCACAUGAAAUACACGCUGUGCUCAAAAUGACUGAGAUGAGGUUCUUGCACGUGAUUUUCAGAGCAAAAGGCUUUUCUAUCCCAUGGUAUCUCAGUGUGUUUUAACAUUUAAUAAAGUACUGUGCUCACGGAAUGAAGUGCAUCAGGAAAUGUUUAAAUAUGACACUCCACAUGUGGUAUUACCAUGUCAUGUCGCUGCGAAUCUGGUCACUAAAGGUGAUCGUGGAUUUUGGUUUAAGUGCACAAGCCAAAAUUGCACUGAUGUUACACGAACUGCAGACAGGGAAAAAAAAGUGUGUGGAUUAGUUAGCCCUAAAUUAAUUCAUUUUAAUCCGUGAGUACUGUACAUGCUUUUAUGGUAUUCUGGGUGCAUGUGGUCUUUAUUUGUGUGUAGUAUACGUGCAUAUACUACAUUGUGAUGCUGCUGAAUAUGUGCCAUGCACUGUGUGUUCACCGAUCAUAAUGUUCUGAAGUAUGUCUCAGUUUUUCUUGCAGCUGGUUUUUCUUGCAGUAUGUUUGCCUUCUACAGAACAGCAUGCAAACAUUUGUUAUAAGUUUGAUGCAUCAGUUUCGCUAAUUCAAAUGCUGCACAGAUGUGUCGCAUAAGGCUUUAUCUCUCAUGAUGCUGCCUGUGAUUAAUGUUGUUCUGUUUCUUAUACAUUUGUUGUAAAGCUUUUGUUAAAAAUAAAAGGAGAAUGAGACGACAUUAUAGUUUGCCGAGCCAUUUAGUACAGAAGUGUUGAUGUUAGCACAGCAGCAUCAUGAAGGGAGUAAAUGUCCCAUUCUGAUCUCAACCUUUUCUGUAGUUUGUGAUACGAGAACAUCGUUGAUGACCUUCUUCUCAGAUGUCCAAAAGCAAUAAUGCUGCAAAAGUUGUUCUCCAUUCAGGGGUGUAAACGCGGCUUAACUGUGAUGCCGUAAUUACAUAGUUCUCAGCAGAACCAGUAAUCAUUGUUAAAUUAUUGAUGAGCCCUUAACGUAAAGUUCUCGAAAUUCUCAAAGUAAUAUGUAAAUAUUGUAAGAAAAACAAGGUGCGUAAAUGAACAUGAUAGUGCACCUCUAACUAUUCUUCCUUUUACAUAAAGAGAAACAUGCAAAAUGGCUUUCAACAUCCUUCGAGUGUUGGCUGUAAAUUUACGGCAAUGAUCCAAGCAACCAUUUUCUUAAAGACGAAUACCAAGUUAAGCUGGCUUGAUAAAAUUCACUUUCAGAAUACAGAAACUGUCAGUGUAACUGCAAGUGUAGGUUGAUAAUAUAGUGGCAAACUGGGCGCAUUGGUACAGGUUCAUCUUCGAAAAGGCACUUAGAUUGAGGGCCCAUGUCCCUUCCUUGCUUUUUCCCUCGUUCUAAGUGUGUUUUCAAGUAUGAACAUGAGUGUAGGCUUGGCUAAAAAAAUGUAAAAAUGAACUAUAGGUAGACCUACAUAUGCUACCUUGUAGUUCUUGCAUUCAGCCCCCAUGGUGUCAUAGAAUUUUGUCAGUCUCUGCUUGGGAUUUGACAAACAAUAAGCGCAUUACGUUCUAAUAGAACCAAAGAUGAAAGCUAGCAAGCUUUGAGAAUUCUACACAAAAAUAGCCGAAGCGCACAAAGAUACUUUGAACGUUUUUGACAUCACACUCAACUGCUGGCAUUGCAAUUCAUGUGUCAAAUUCAAGAAGCAAAACUUUGGCCUACAUUUUCUUUGUGUGUAAUCAACUCCUUUUUGCCAAUAAAUACGUACAGGUCACACCUUGAAAGAAUAAUUCACUGAUAUAAACAGAUUCGAUGUUGCUACUUAGUGUCACUUUAACUUUGGCUUCUCCCAUAUUGAUGUGAAGUAGUAAAUCAUCAUCUGCCGCUUCUGUUUAUCUUGAAACUGUUUGCGGCUGUAGCAACUGCUUUUCUGCAGAUGAAGCUGUGUGUAUGUGUGUUUGUAUUUUUGACCAUUAGAACCCACUGGAUAAGAAGUGCUGAAGUGGUAAGAAAGUGGCUGGUGAUGAUGGACAGUCAUUGAGGAAGCACCUUAUGCUUCAGCUUUUCUUUAAUAGCUAGUUACUCAAUACUGUUUUGAGAUUACUUGACUGUGCCUCACAUAUUUUUACUAAGAACAAAAUACAAGCUCUGUUCUUAGACACAAGAAAAGUUAUGUUGCAGCACAGAACUGCUUGGAGCAACUUGCUACCAAGCACCCUUGGGUUCGAGAAGUCGGCCUCCCUUAAGCCUCCUGAUCCUAAGAAAUGUAACCAAGUCUUUCACUUCGUCACUCCUUUUUGAAUGAAAGAGAACUGUUGCACCCGAAUUAAUAGCAGCAAAUAUUGUGCAUGCUAUGACUGUAUGAAAAACUAAUGUGAAGAACAAUGUGAUUUCUGUAAUGCUCAAGUGCUCCUUUCGAUGUGUGAAAAGUUGCGAUAUGUAUUUUUUUGCGUGUGGUAAAAUGCUUUUCUGCAUUCCAGAGAUCUUGCUGCUUUCAUGUGUGCCAUGUUUUGUUUUGAAGUGAUGAGCAGUGGUGGAACAAGGAAUGUUGCUGGAACCAACAUUCCAAUAAGGAAACUUGUCAGGGACCCGAAGAAGACAAGUCCACUUGUUGAAACGUUGGCUCCAGCGACAUUCCUUGUUCCACAAAUGCUCAUCACUUUAAGCUUCCAUCUCCCUGUGAACUUGUCUUGUUUGGAUGUAUUGCUUUGGCCACUAAAAAAAAAGUGUUUUAUGAGGCAUUGCUCUAUAUAGAAUUCAUCUGCAUACUGUUCAUUUUAGCAUUCAUUCUUAUGAUUGUGUUGGGCUUCAUGUUUAAAUCCAUGCUUUUGUUCAUGAGCUGUGUCAUGGACAGCAAAGUUGCCUUUUAAGCUUAGACAUUUUCUUAUUUGUGCAUGUCUACAUUAGCAAGUAUUGCUGCUUUAUUUUUUUAAUCAUUAGUUGUGUGCCACAUACAAAGCUACAUGUUCCAGUGUCACAUUAUCAAGCUGUCAGUGUCUGUCUUAUACAGCUGUAAUAAUCAAAUGAAGUGUUUACCA